AUGCCAGCUUUAAACUUUAGUCGCGGCGUCGACGACGAGCAUCUUAUCGAAAAGUACGACUCCCCAGAUCCCGUCGAUCACGACAAUCAAGAGGCCAAGGUUGCGUACGACAAGGCUUAUCGCGCUAGGCUUCGCGCGACCUACAAUUGGAUGCCACCAGAGACGUACCUCUCACGUGCAUACAACAUCUACAAUCUCUCGCCUCUCUCUAAAUUCAAAUAUCGAGUAGAUUCAUCAGAAAUGAGCGAGCGUUAUGGCCCAGCAAAUAUAACACCCCUUAUAAACUACUCCGACUUGGAACACUCACUUAGAAGCUUCGUUUCAUCACGUCAUUACGUACCAAUCGAGUUGAUUGAUGUGCAGAUAAAUAAAGGUUUGGAUAUGGCUUUGCCUGGAACUAUCAUGUUCUAUAUCGUUUGCCCUUCUAUUACUGCGGCCGACGGUACUAAUGUCCUCACAACUGGCGACUUGGAAGUCUCUUACAACACCGAUCCACCACCUAAAACAUGGACCAAUGCUGCUAGAGCUCAAGCUUCCGAAGAGUAUGACAAAUUUCUUGAUGAAUGCAAUAGGAAGAAACUCGCAGAGGAUAAGCGCAACAGAAAUGAAACCGAUGACCAUAGGAAAAUGAGGAAUAAGCAAUAUGACCGCGUCGUCAGCUCUAAAAAGGAGGCGCUUCUUCCCGACGUACCAACCCUUGAAGAAAAAUACCCUUCCAAAACAAGCGUAUUUGUCAUUCUUCCUCGUUCUGAUCCCUUUGAAAACGACCCGAGGGAUGACCCAACUAUAGCAAAGUGGCCCAUCUUGCUAGAAGGUGCAAUGGACUCGCAAGUUGUUCAGCUGUUUAGAGAAUGGAUGGGCUGGAGGCUAAAUGGUGUCUGGUCGCAGUCCAACUUGCAUACAGGUCAUGAAAUAAUCGACAGCUUUAUCGAAAACACAUGGUGGUAUUCUGAGUACUACAACGUGCUUCCUAAGAGACAAAAUGAGUUUUCUGUUGGAUGGGCUUUGCCUCUGCAAGUCGGGAAAAAUAUUGACGUCGUCGACAUAACAAUAUCUCAUACCCAAGUAAGCAAGUUGGCCAAGUCAGGCGCUCGUGAAGACAAUAUUCCGAGGCUUCUACCACGGAUUAAGGAGGUUCUUAUAAGAAAUACCGGUUUGCAGUUAGAUAGGUGGAUUCCAGUCAAAGCCACCCUCUGUGGAAUUACCAUAGAUCUUUCACAGAAGAAGAGAAUCAGAGUGAAUCCAACGGCGCAUCUCAGCAAGGAUUACGAGUGGAAUAACGAUAAAGAAGCACUUGAAGAAUUCAGACUGGCUAACUUCCUAAGGUGGCUUGUUGCUGCGUUUGACCAAAGGUCUAAUACCGCUGCUGUUGAAAGAUCCUUGUCGAGGAGAGAGACUAACGUUAGCUUCAAAAAGCGUCCUAGAGUUGUUAAGCAUGUACCGGGUGCUAAGGAUAGACCAGCGUUCAAGCGACCAAAAAUUGAUAAAGGUGCCCGGGCGCAAAGGAUUGCGGAGAAGAGUCAAAUUCGAGGGAAGGAAGCAGAAUUAGCGGAUGGACAGGAAGUUGAACAUGAAGACAAGGAGGGCGUUGAGUCUAAGGGUGAAGACUCUCAGAAGGUACUUGAGGAUGCUGAAAGAGAGCGCGAUAUUGAAGGCGGCUACACAGAGAAGAAAUCUAAGGCAGCUGGGGCAACUGAAAAGCAAACGGACGGUCAAGAUGUCGCAGAGCUCACUGCAGAGCCUACGGGUGCCGAGUCUGAAGAAGCUGAUGCAGAGCAAGAGAGUAGGAAGGAGACCGAUGAAAAAAACAAAGCAGGUAUGAUUAAGACGCAGCGUCCAAGAGAUUCAAACACCCAGAUACGGUAUGGCAAAGCAAACAAAGAAGAAGCUGAAAAGGAGCUGAAAAAGCGUGAAGCAAGGGCUCGACGUUUAAGAGAGAUGACACGGGAAGACAAUGGCAAUGUCGAGGAAAGUGUGCAAAGACUUGAAGAGCGAACUGCUAUGGAAGGACGUGAAAGGCGAAUGACAGGAGUUGAGACGGAGAGUGAAGAAGUAUAA
Molecule: messenger RNA, 2058 nt
Organism: Wallemia ichthyophaga EXF-994
Lineage: Eukaryota; Fungi; Basidiomycota; Wallemiomycetes; Wallemiales; Wallemiaceae
Exons: 2
Coding region: 1-2058 (685 amino acids)
Source: RefSeq, a predicted model, not a curated record